CCGCGCUCCCGCUCUCGCAGACGAUAAACACCGCAGACGAUGGAGGGAAGCAGCGGCGAAGGCAGCACCUCUCCGUCGGCGGACAGGAACUCACCACCCUCGCUUCAACACUCGCCAAACCCCGACUCAAGCGGCAUGGGGGUCGGUGACUGUGGAGCUUUGUCUUACGCCACCCAGCCGCCCAUGGUCAGUCUCAGCCCCAAACACCAACAGCCACCUGUGAGCAGCAACAACGGCAUCGUGGUCUCGAGUCCGGGCUACGUUGGUCAGCAGCCCCGGACGUCUUCAGCCAGUCCGCCCCAAAUCCUCUCCAAACCCUAUACGCCGCCCAUGUCGUCGGCCGCCCUUUCCAUGAAAUCCCCUCUGGAACACCUGCCGGCCCACAUGGGCAUGCUGGCCAUGAGAAACGGCGGGGUGCCCCACCCUCACUACCUGGGAGGACCCCCAGGGCGCGGGGCGCAUAUCCAGCCGCCCCUCAGCCCCCCUGGACUCACAACAGACGCGACCGCCAAUGACUGUCGUCUCAUUGACUACCGGGGCGCCAAAGUAGCCGCUUUCUUAGUCAACGGCGAUUACUUACUUUGUUUACCACAAGCUUUCGAACUCUUCUUGAAGCACCUUGUGGGAGGACUGCACACUGUCUACACAAAACUCAAACGCCUCGACAUUACGCCAAUUGUAUGCAACGUUGAACAGGUGCGCAUUCUAAGAGGCCUUGGAGCUAUCCAGCCCGGAGUCAACAGAUGUAAGCUCCUCUCUUGCAAAGACUUUGACACCCUCUACAAAGAUUGUACCACGGCAAGGCCCGGGAGGCCACCGAAGCGAGCAACUAUGGUAGGCAUGAAUCCUAAUGGCACGAGCCACGGCAUGCUUCUCAAGAAGUCACGCAUGGAUGGCGAAUACACAGGCUACGAGAACGGACACAUAACAGAUCAGGGACUUUACUUGGACUCCAAGAGAUACAGAUCUGAAGGUGAUCGAGUUGACAAAUCCCACCUACUAGCCAAUGGCUAUUCACAUCAUGUAGCCGCAGUUGCGGCAGCAGCCACACCUCACCUCAACCCACUUCCCUUCAUGGCCCUAAACCAUGCGGCAGCAGCAGCAGCACAUCACAACUCCAUGCUAUCAGCGGGUGCUGCGGCCGGUAUGCCCCUGGCAGCUAGCACGCCGGGUCAACAAGGGCAGCUUCCUUCUCAACAGCAGCACCUCAACUCAUCCUCAUCUUCCAACAGGGGUGGACCUGCAGAAUCAUCGUCUGUCAUCAAAGAAAGAGCAACUUCUCACGCCUCCGAAGUCAUUAAUUCCACAAGGCUAAGAGACGAACGUGGAGACCUAGUAGACUCCAAAGAACGCCUCUACGGUUUUGAUAGUCAUCGUAUGAAAGACCAAGCCUUUUUAAACGGCUACUUCUGGCUUCUUGCAGGGGCCUCGGCUAACGGCCACAGUCCCGUCCUCAACCUCAGCCAACAUUCGAGCAGGCCCUCGAAUCAGAACCAAAACCCGACUACGAACGAACACAGUGGCAGUGAGAAUGCUUACAACGAUGGACCAGAUGAUGACGACAAUGACAGUGAAGACGAUGAUGAUGACGACGAACGAGAGCAUGACUUAAGUGACAAUCCCGAUGUGAGCAGCACGGCAAACACAGAUCGUCUGCCAUCAAGUCAACAGCAGAUGGGCGUCUACCCUACCAUGGGGGGUGAAUCAGGCCCUAUGCAGGGACAGACGGCCUCCUCCAUGGAAACACUUCUCAGGAACAUUCAGGGUCUCCUCAAAGUCGCAGCAGAUAACGCUAGGCAACAAGAACGUCAGAUCAACCUCGAGAAAGCGGAACUGAAGAUGGAACUCUUGAGGGAAAGGGAGGUCCGCGAGGGCAUUGAAAAGCAGCUCUUGGACGAACAGCGAACAAGAAAUAAUCUUGAAAACCAGCUUAAACUGAAAAUUGGAAUGAAAAUACUGUAUCAAAAACGACUGAAAAAAGAAAAACGCACGAGACGGAGGGUACAAGAACAGUUAGAAGCAGAAGUAAAAAAGAGGGCGCAGUACGAAGAAGCCCUACGCAGUAACUCCGCGGAAACGCUAAGACUACUAAACGAAUCUCUUGCCCAAGAGCUGGAAAGAGAGAGGAACGCGAGAGCUGAGGCAGAACACAAAAUGCAAGAUUGCCCAAUGUCUGUAUAAAACGAAAAUGCGGGUAACCUGCAGAACUUAUCAUCAAUCAUCGGCCGGUGCCGAUAUGAGUGCCAUCUAGUGGACAUUCACACAAAAAAAAUCAUAGAAAGGACAUAUCAGACUUGUCUGUUUAUAAGUUGGUCGUCUCCAACGGUCAUUGCAAAGCGCUCUCGUGAUCAAAGGAAAAGAACUGAAAAGUUAUGGAAAAGAAAAUUAAAAUUACCCAGUGCAUAUCUUCAUAGCAAAAUGGACACUUCAGUGUGCCUGAAAUUGAAGAAAUAAUAUAUCUUGACCGUGGCCAUGCGGAUGCAAAGCAUCAAAGAGACAAAAUCUGCGGUGCCGCACCCUGGCGGUUCAUGAAAAAAACUAUUCAUUGUUCAAUCGCGCUGCUUGUUUGUUGACUUGUGUUGCUUCUACCAUAGAAAAAGGUUCACUUUUAGGGAGUCUAGUGCUUUGAACACCAAACCCCCUAACUAUUACCAUUAGUGUGAAGAAACUGUUAUUAUUAUUAUAUUAUUAUCAUUAUCAUUACUCUAACACUUUCCACUUGCCAGUUUGACGUACUGUUUUUGACCCACUGUAGAAGGUCCUGUAUUGGGAUUUCAAUUUGGGAAAAAUAAGAAAACAACCAAGAAAUUUUGAUCACAAAGUUAAACAUUUUCUAACAUUUUUCUUCAUAAAGCGCACAUUGCCUAAAAAGUGAAAUUUGUGCAUUACUUCAGUUACUUAUGCUAAACUUAUGAUAUUCAACUGAUAAUUAGCCGAUGUUUUUACAUAAAAAAACUUUUUAUUUAUUAUGCUUUAGACAAUGAAUUGGUGCCUAGUUGUUCUUUUCAAAUUUUUUGAUUCAAAGUUCAGGACAUAGAUAUGCACUAAGUCAUACAGUAAAGCGAACUUUUUACAAAUGUUUAGAAACGCAAUUUCUGUUCAGUUGUUUAGGACGACGAUGCUGUUCAGAAAACACAAAGUGAAAUUUGAUCAUUUUAUUUUUUAUUUAUGAAAUAUACCACAAAAACAAAAUUCUAUUUAAAGUCUCCGUUUUAAAUCUCAAUAAUUAGCUUCAAUAAUAAAUAAAUCUAUUGAGCUCAUGAUAUUUUAUACAUUUCCCGUACACUGGAACUUCCUUAUUUAUUUUUUCCAUAAUAUUAAAGAUCUGCAUUAAAAUAAUUAUAGAGUUACUACGUAAUUCAAUGUAAAUAUAUUUAAUAGCGACACAUUUUCUACUUAUUCCCAAUUUGAAAUUCCAAUUUUGUUAGGUGGACGAAAGUGUUUGUUCUCUGACGGAACAAUAAAGACUUCAGGAAGAAAAAAAAAAGUGAAAUACUUACAGCUCUGCACUUCGUACAAGUUGACUGCCUCGUGUGUUCUGUUUUGUUUUUCUAAGUGUAGUUUUCUGCUCAAAUGUUUUUGUCGCACCCCCUUAUCUCGUAGCAAUCGGAAACAGUAUUGUUAUGCUUAACCCAUAUCAACAGAUGUAUCUGAUUAAAGUUAU
Messenger RNA from Uloborus diversus, 3664 nucleotides. Its product is annotated as dachshund homolog 1-like. The record is from RefSeq and is a predicted model, not a curated record. The transcript has 12 exons. Lineage: Eukaryota; Metazoa; Arthropoda; Arachnida; Araneae; Uloboridae. Bases 40 to 2181 code for a protein of 713 amino acids.